Striga asiatica is the source of this 960-nucleotide messenger RNA. NCBI's taxonomy places the organism in Eukaryota, Viridiplantae, Streptophyta, Magnoliopsida, Lamiales, Orobanchaceae. The record is from the annotation of a GenBank genome assembly.
AUGAGAGAGGGCGAAGUCAAAGUUGUACUGCUCAGAUGGGGCUGCCGUGAGGCAGAAAUUGCCAUCCCCAUUGUCCUUGAACAUAUUUUCAGCGGAGAGCUCGAGCACGGCCCCUCCGUAGAAGUUGAAUUCCACCACAGGGAACCCCGCCAGGUCCUAGUCAGGUUGCCUCCAAUCACGUCCGCAACUGCAGCCUCGAGCUUCUUGAGGAGCGACAUGGAAAGUAAGCAUCGAGAUGCGGAAGUUGAAUCCCAUGACGGAUUGACCUCCGACCGUGACGCCCUCGAGGUUGAUGUAGUAAUGGUUGUUGACGACGAGGGGCGUUGGGGAGCCGUGGAGCCCGAUCUCAUUAUUAUCUAUGUUGUAAGGGUACGUGGGGUCGCUGAUGUUGCCGAUGCAGUAGGCGAAGCGCGUGGACCCCGUCUGCGAGAUGAGGGAGACGCGAUUAGCAUUCGAGAUAGUGGCGCAGCCGAAGGUGAUGUUGUGGAGAAUGAACCUGUCGGCCUCCACCUCAUCGAGGGGUUCGAACUCGAAUGUCUCCCGGCCAAGGUAACCACUGCAGUCUCCCUUGACGUAGGCGAUUUUGAACCUGCAGUACUUGUCCCCGCACGUGAGCCAUCUGUAACUAGGAGAGCAGGCGCUGGCCGAGUCGUUGCACAUCUCCUUGCGGAAGGUGGAGGAGCGCUUGGGGUCGAACACCGGUGCUGGAGCGUAGCCGUUGUCUGGGUUGCAGUGGACCCACAGCAGGCUCGAGCCCGUGUCGACUAUGACAAACAUGUCGCGUUGGUCGUCGUUGUUGGUGCCGACAUGCACGCGAGCGAGAAAAGCGGAGUUGUCUUUUUUGGGCUCGAGCGGCGUCUCGACGAUGGAUGUUGUUGUGGUGGCGGAAGCAGCGAGGAGAUAGGAGGCUCGGGAGGCGGAGAAGUCCCGGUCGAGGCGGGAGGCUUCUUCUGGGGAUAG